AUGUCUGACGACGGCUGGGAUGAUGACUAUGUCGACGACGGAAGUUACGAUGAUGGCCCGUAUGAUGACUAUGCCGGCGACGGAGGUUACGAUGACGGCCCGUGUGAAGACUACACCGGCGACCGAGGCGACUGCGACGAACAAGACGUAGGAACAACGGGGUAUGCGGAGGUUGAGGAGGUCAAUGAUGACAACUACAGAAAUGCUGAAGGUGACAAUGGCGGCGGCGACGAUGAAGACGUAGGGACAGCUGGGUAUGCCGAGGAGGUCGAUGCAGAAACCACGGGAUAUGCGGAGGUCGAGGAGGUCGGCAAUGACAACUGCAGCAAUGCUGAAGGGCGAGUACAAGUCCUACCGCAUCAUCAUCAUCGUCAUCACCCCUAUCCCCAUAACAUUCUCAACAACGACAAUGACCACGACGACCGCACAAGCUCCGAUCUUGUUCAAAAUGCGGACCGUGACCAGGACCAGGCCGAGGGCAAUGACGAGGACGGUCCUUCAAUGUCCAACUAUGAAUAUGUGAAGCCUUGGGGAGGAAUGCAUGGGUUCAUGCGUUCUUACGGAAUCGCUCGCGAGCCGGGGGGAUAUGAGGAGGCAGGGGAGUUGCGCGAUGCGAUGAUGGAGGCGGCGCACAAGAACAGGAACCUCAAGGGAUAG
Neurospora tetraspora is the source of this 657-nucleotide messenger RNA. RefSeq lists its product as uncharacterized. Lineage: Eukaryota; Fungi; Ascomycota; Sordariomycetes; Sordariales; Sordariaceae. Bases 1 to 657 code for a protein of 218 amino acids. The record is from RefSeq and is a predicted model, not a curated record. The transcript has 3 exons.